This is a messenger RNA of Malania oleifera, 657 nucleotides long. RefSeq names its product LIM domain-containing protein WLIM2b-like. The transcript has 5 exons. Gene Ontology annotation, molecular function: actin filament binding. NCBI's taxonomy places the organism in Eukaryota, Viridiplantae, Streptophyta, Magnoliopsida, Santalales, Ximeniaceae. Gene Ontology annotation, cellular component: actin cytoskeleton; plasma membrane. The coding region runs from base 1 to 657 and encodes 218 amino acids. The record is from RefSeq and is a predicted model, not a curated record. Gene Ontology annotation, biological process: actin filament bundle assembly.
AUGGCGUUCAUAGGGACCCAAGAGAAAUGCAAGGCGUGUGGUAAGACAGUUCAUUUUAUUGAAAUGAUAUCUGCUGAUGGAGUUCCUUAUCACAAGACCUGCUUCAAAUGCAGUCACUGCAAUGGCGUUCUCGCGAUGAGCAGCUAUUCGUCCAUGGAUGGAGUCCUAUACUGCAAACCUCACUUCGAGCAGCUCUUCAAGGAAACUGGCAGUUUCAGUAAGAAGUUUCAACCAUCUGGGAAGUCCUCAGGAAAGCCAAAUGAGCUGGCACGGGCUCCUAGCAAACUCUCAUCCAUGUUCUCCGGGACUCAAGACAAAUGCGCAGUCUGCAAGAAAACCGUCUACCCACUCGAAAAGGUGACAGUGGAGGGAGAGUUCUACCAUAAAUCAUGCUUUAGGUGUUAUCAUGGGGGUUGCUUCCUCACACCCUCAUCCUAUGCGGCUCUGGAUGGAAUCCUUUACUGCAAGCACCACUUUGCUCAGCUGUUCAAGGAGAAGGGCAGCUACAAUCACCUCACCAAGACUGCUUCCAUUAAGAAAAAUGCAGCACUGAUGCCUGCUGACCCUGUACCGCCUCCCGCCCAAGACCCAAAACCUAAACCCCUACCAGAUGCAGAAGACCAAACUACUACUAUUACUACUCCAGAGCAAUUGUGA